Messenger RNA from Silurus meridionalis, 3182 nucleotides. It is a transcript of the gene slc2a2, whose product is annotated as solute carrier family 2 member 2. Gene Ontology annotation, biological process: monosaccharide transmembrane transport. Lineage: Eukaryota; Metazoa; Chordata; Actinopteri; Siluriformes; Siluridae. The transcript is spliced from 11 exons. Gene Ontology annotation, cellular component: brush border; membrane. Gene Ontology annotation, molecular function: hexose transmembrane transporter activity. The coding region runs from base 76 to 1581 and encodes 501 amino acids. The record is from RefSeq and is a predicted model, not a curated record.
UCAUUUACCUGUGAUUGGGAAAACAGCAGCAGGACCUUGGAUCUGUGUGUUUUUAACAGCGAGCAGAGCACCAACAUGGAGAAGCAGUUAACAGGUACUCUGGCUCUGGCCGUGUUUACUGCUGCUCUUGGUUCUCUGCAGUAUGGAUAUGGAAUUGGAGUUAUAAACGCUCCACAGGAGGUGAUCACGCAGCACUAUGCUCGGACACUCGGCUUUCCUGUGGGUACUGAACGCAGUAACGUUACACCAGCUGAAGGUGAUGAGCUUCAGGUGCAGAAGUUCUCUCUCACCAUGUACUGGUCUUUAUCAGUGGCCAUAUUUCCUGUUGGAGGAAUCAUCUCAUCCUUCCUGGUGGGAUUCAUUGCUGAUUUCAGAGGAAGGGUUAAAGGAAUGCUGGUGAUGAACGUUCUCGCUCUGGCUGCGAGUCUCCUCAUGGGUUUGGCUAAAAUGGGAACUUCUCACAUCAUGGUGAUUGCGGGACGUGCCAUCAUGGGCUUCUACUGCGGUCUCUCGUCUGGACUGGUUCCGAUGUACAUUGGUGAAAUCGCCCCGCUAAAGUACAGAGGUGCGUUAGGAACACUGCACCAACUCGCCGUCGUCAUCGGCAUCCUUAUCAGCCAGGUCCUGGGUCUGGACUUCCUGUUAGGGAAUGAUGAUAUGUGGCAUGUGCUGCUCGGAUUAUCCGGAGUCAUUGCACUGCUCCAGAGUUUGUUGCUGCCAUUGUGCCCUGAGAGUCCGAGAUACCUGUAUAUCAAACUGGGAAAGAAGGAGGAGGCCUGCAAGAGUUUAAAGCGCCUUAAAGGUGACUACGACAUGUCAAAGGAUAUCUCAGAAAUGCAGAAAGAGAAAGAGGAGGCCAUGAAAGAAUCAAAGGUUUCAAUAUGGCGGCUGUUACGAGCAGAACAGUACAGACAGCAGCUGUUCGUGGCUCUGAUGCUGCAUCUGUCACAGCAGCUCUCCGGGAUUAACGCUAUCUUUUAUUACUCCACCGAUAUUUUCCACAACGCCAGAGUCGCUCAGCCCGUCUACGCCACCAUCGGGGUCGGAGUCGUAAACACCUUCUUCACACUGCUGUCAGUGGUUCUGGUGGACCGGGCUGGGAGAAGAACUCUGCUGUUAAUCGGUUUGAGUGGAAUGUGUUGCUGUGCUGUGGGAAUGACGAUCGGACUCGUUUACCUGAACACAUACUCCUGGAUGAGUUACCUGAGCAUGGUGGCCGUUUUUCUUUUCGUCAGUUUCUUUGAAAUUGGACCAGGUCCGAUCCCGUGGUUUAUAGUAGCUGAGUUGUUUAGUCAGGGGCCACGGCCUGCAGCCAUUGCUCUCGCUGGCUUCUGCAACUGGACCAGUAACUUCAUCGUCGGGAUGUUUUUCCCUUACGUGAAGCACUACUGUGAUGUGUAUGUCUUCAUCAUCUUCGCUGUUCUACUCUUCGGUUUCACGAUCUUCACGUCUUUACGAGUCCCUGAGACUAAAGGGAAAACCUUUGAGGAAAUUUCAGCUCUGUUUCAGAAGAACCGACCAGCAGGUCGACAAGUAGUGGCAACAGAACUGCAGCUGCUCAAGGGCACCUCAGAGGCCUGAAUCAUGUUUACACUAACAGUGAUGCUAAUGCUAACUUCCUAAAUCAUGGACAGCUAUCUUAGGAGAAGUUGUUAAACACAUUUUGAAUCAUGUUUUACCCUGGUGUGACAGUGUUAAUGCUGAAGUAAAUGCUAAUGCUAUGGAGAUAAUGCUGAGCCUGUUACUACCUUCAGAGCAGUAUAUCAUUUCAUUUUUAUUUUAUUACAGUAUCAGGACAUGGGGACACGGGGACACAGGGACACUGAAAUAGUUCUAGUAAGUUAUCAUUUCCAUAGCAACAACUUGUACACAGGGGCCGAGCCAUCUAACAAGCUACGACAGAGACACAGAGGCCACGCCUCCUGAGUGUCCCUCAGUGUUACUUAGCAUCCCUCAUGUCUCUUAGCAUCCCUCAGUGUACCUCAGCAUGCCACAGUGUCCCUCAGUAUCUCUGUGUCCCUCAGCAUUUCUCAGUGUCUCUCAACACCUCUUACUGUCUCUCAGCAUCUUUUAGUGUCCCUCAGUGUCUUUUAGCGUCUCUUAGUGUCCCUUAGCAUUCCUCAGUAUCUCACAGUGUGAGAUAUGUCUCUCUGUGUCCUCAGUGUCCCCAGUGCCCCUAAGUGUCUCCCAGCAUCCCUCUCUCUGAGUUCCUCAGAAUCCCACAUUGUCUCUCAGAACCCCUCAGCAUCCCUCAGUGUCUGUAUGCAUCCAUUAGUGUAUCUCAGUGUCUCUCAGUGUCCCUCAGUGCCCCUUAUUGUAUCUCAGUGUCUCUCAUCAUCCCUAAUGUCUCCCCGUUACCCUCAUUGUCCCUCAGCAUCCCCCAGUGUCUUUAAGCGUCCACCAGUGUCUCUCAGGGUCUUUAAGUAUUCACCCAGCAUCCCCCAAAUGUCUCUCAGUGUCUCUUAGCACCUCCCAGUUUUUCUCAGCAUCCCUUAGAGUCUCUCAGUUUCUCUCUGUGUAUUUCAGCCUCCAUUAGCAUCCCCAGUGCCCCUAAGUGUCUUAGCAUCUCUCAGCAUUCCUCAGUGUCCUUCAGUGUCUCUCAGCAUCCUUUAGUGUCUCCCAGGGUCUUUAAGUGUCCCGCAGCGUCCCCAACAUCUCUCAGUGUCUCUCAGUAUCUCUCAGCAUCCCUUAGCGUUUCUUAGCAUCUCUAGGCAUCCCUCAGUGUGCCUCAGUGUCUUUUAGCUGUCCCUCAGUGUCUCUCAUUGUCCACCAGCAUCGCCCAGUGUCUCUUAGCAUCCCUCAAUGUCUUUAACUGUCUCUCAGGGUCUUUAAGUGUCCCCCAAUGUCUCUCAGCAUAUCUCAGUGUCUCUCAGCAUCUGUCAGUGUCUCUCAGCGUCCUGAAGGGUUCCUCAGUAUCUCUGUGUCCCUUAGUGUUUCUCAAUGUCCCUCAGUGUCUCACUGCAUCCCUCAGUGCCCCCCAGUGUUUCUAGGUGUCUCUCAGUGUUCCUCAGCAUCUCUCAGCCUCCCUCAGUGUCUUUUAGUGUUUCUCAGUGUCCCCAAUGUUUCUCAGUGUCCCUCAGCGUCUCUCAGCAUUGCAUCACUCACAUUACUGUUUAAACAGUUUUAUUUCAUUCUAUUUUACAUUUAUUGUAUUAUUGUUGUAAUAAAAGUAUAUGUCUGGA